Molecule: messenger RNA, 1065 nt
Organism: Diplodia corticola
Lineage: Eukaryota; Fungi; Ascomycota; Dothideomycetes; Botryosphaeriales; Botryosphaeriaceae
Product: glycoside hydrolase
Exons: 1
Coding region: 1-1065 (354 amino acids)
Biological process (GO): carbohydrate metabolic process
Cellular component (GO): extracellular region
Molecular function (GO): chitinase activity
Source: RefSeq, a predicted model, not a curated record
AUGUUGAACCUGCUUCCAUCCGCUCUGCUCGCAGCCGCCCUCCUGCCCCCGCUGUCGUGCGCCGUCUUCAACCCGAAUGCCACGACUAACCUCUUCGUCUACUAUGCUCAGUCAUCCGGCCGCUAUGCACGCCUGGACGAGCUUUGCCUGCAGUCAGCCGUCGACGUGGUGAUUCUGGGCUUCAUCCGUGAUUUCAACGCCACGGCUGGCUAUCCCACCAUCGACUUUGGCCCUUGGAUCUGCCCUGCAAAGCGUCCGGCCAACUCCGCCGUCGCGCCCGGCCUCGCAACCUGCCCAGAACUGGCUGCGCAGGUGCAGAAGUGCCAGGACAUUGGCAAGAAGAUAUUCGUCAGCAUUGGCGGAGCCUCCUCCAACACCUCCUUCGACGGCGACGGAGGCGGCCAGGAUGCCCAAGACGCAGCUCACAUGCUAUGGCAGCUGUUUGGAGAGGGCUCAGAUACCCCAGACUUGCGUCCCUUGGGCAAGGUCGCCGUCGACGGCUUUGACAUCGGUGCGUGUCCUGCGUUUGCCCCCUUGGCCCCCCCUUGCCUCAUGCUCACUGCUGCAGACCACGAAGUCGGCUCGCCUUCCAACUACGACCAGUUUGUCAAGACUCUGCGCUCUCUGCUUGCUACUGCUUCCAAACCCAUGUGGAUCUCUGCUGCUCCGCUGUGUGCCUUUACUAACCGCACCAUCGGGCCCAAGACUCUCGCUCUCGUUGACUUCAUCUUCGUGCGCUUCUACAACUCCCAAGGCUGCUCCAUCGGAACAAAGGGCUUUGCCACGAGCUUGGACAAGUGGUAUACCUCCAUGCCUGAGCCCGAAGCCGCCUUUCCCAAAUUUUGUCUGUCCGGCCUGUCGUUCGAUAACAACAACAGCGGCUUUGCACGCCCAGAAGACUUUGCCGACGCCAUAGAACAGGCUCGCAAAGCAAAUCUGCAGCGUUUCAACCCGGACAAGUUCGGCGGCGUGGCUCUGUGGGAUGGCUCGCGCGGCUUGGCCACCACUGCCGAGAACGGACUCAACUUCCUCGCCUACACGAAGAAUGUCUUGGAAGCCCCCUAG